Porites lobata is the source of this 4448-nucleotide messenger RNA. Lineage: Eukaryota; Metazoa; Cnidaria; Anthozoa; Scleractinia; Poritidae. The record is from the annotation of a GenBank genome assembly.
GUAACCAUCACGUUUCCAUCGGAGAAAAAGAAGAAGGUAAUUAGUGAUGAGUAUGCAGAUGCAGUCAAAUAUCUCGCUCUGGAUCUACCCAAAGCUGCUUGCAAGGUUCUGUUGCAAUCAAAAACGAUGAAAGUUCAUCUUAAGGAACUUUUGUUUGAAGAGAUGGAGUUAGAAAUGCAGUCCGUUUGCUCUUCCAAGAAUAACAGUUUACUGCGUAAAAGCGUGACGGCAUUAAAUCUCAAAGAGUUUGAAGACGAGUUGAGAACAAAGGCCCCUGUCACCAAUGAUCUCUUGGAUAUGCUGUGCACAUCGUCCCGGCAGAAGAAACACAAACGUUCAGGGAGCGCUGAAGUAUCAGAAACGAGGGCAGAGAGGGCUACAUCCGUACGGCUUACAGUAGCAUCAAUGAUACUCUACUGUCGUUGUCCACAGCUAGCAGCUUUAUCCACUCGAAUUGGGCUGAUUGUCAGGCAUUCCGGAUCAGGUCGAAUGGUAAGUUCAUUUCUUUAUUAACUAUGUCUAUCGGCAGAAUAAAAUAAAUGUAGAACCUGCACCAAAACUGUUUCAAGGGGAAUGUUGUAGACUAUAAUCAAGUCACAUUUAUAAAGAACAACAAGGGGCAUACACUAGAUUAAAAUGAUCAUACAUAACAUGUGAUUAAAAUUGGAGUUUACUAUUUCAGGGCCUCGAAACCCUUUACAGGCAUGGGGUGUGUCCACAUCCAGAUACAAUACACAGGAAGGCACAACAGUUGGGGCUGGAACAUGAUCGUGAAGUUUUGAAGUGGAAGAAUGAAAAUGAGAACUCACAGAGAAAGUUGGAAAUCCUAGAUUCAAUAGAAACCUCAUUAAAAGACACCAUGUAUCUUGGCAUUCAGCCUACCAUUUGUGAAUUUAAGGACGUCAUCCUCCAAAAGAAAGCUGGAAAAGAAAUGUGUUUGGCAUUGCCUGAUCGAUUGGAAAAUGAAAUCACAACACUGGAUGUGUCCUGUCUGCAGCUGGCUUGUCAGGUGACCACACCAUAUGAGGUGGUACAAAACGUGUUUCAGAAUCAAGCAACUGUAUACUCUGUGGAAGAAGUUAUGGAGUGCUUUGAAACAGUGGUCGCUGUUGCAAUUGAAGAAGGUGUAUGUCACCCAAUUGAAGCCUGCAACAUCGCAAAGAAAAAGGUUGAAGAAAACAUCCCAGGUUACCAGAUUAUCGGCGACAAUCUGGAUCUUCACAUCAAUGUGAAACACAUGUCCAAUGACAACAGGAAUAACUCUCUACACAUGUUUAAUAUAGUUGCCAUAAAGGAUGAUGUGUCUGGCAAGAGCCUUCCAGACCACAGCACAAUCACACUAGAAGAAAUUAAGGUAGCAGAUUUCCUUCCAUCCGCAAGAGACAUAGAUCUCCUCAAACGAGAUUUCAUUCCAAUCUGGACACGUGUAUUGGUCACGCAGUUAGAGAAGUUCAGUUUGUUCAGGCCUGUAGUCGUGUGGCACAUUCCACAUGAAUACAGUGCCGUAAUGCAGCAGCCAUCAAAAGUGGUGAGAUUAAUAAAGUCACUUAAACAUUAAAUAGAACUAAUAAAUAACUGGUAUGAGAAAACUAACUCCUUUUUAUGGUCCCACUUAGGCUGAAGCUAAGCUGAGGAAUAUAUCGCACCCUCUAGGCUGCUUACAGUAUUUAGAUUUCUUACUUACAUUAUUGUGCAAGAUAUGUGCUACGUGGUUGUAAAUAUCUCACUUUAAGUGGCAGCUGGCACCCCAUUAUGGUUGUGCUGGUUUUUAGAGUCAAAGGGGCUACUCAACAGCAUUUUACAAGGGGAGGUUCUGCCUCAAGUAGCCUACAUUUUUCUGCACCCUUUGAGGGUGUCCAAAUACAUAGGCAAAAAAUCCAGGUUCAAACUAUUUCACUGAAAAUAAUAAUUUAAGAAUCAUUAUUAUUAUUAUAUAUUUUCUAGCCACUUGAUGAAUGAAAGGAUAUACUCUCCACAAAUACCAAAACUGUGAGAACAGACCAGUUUCCACUUUAUUGUACAACAUAUGGCACCUACUAAUGCUCCAUGUUGUACAGUGAAGCUGGCACCACGUGCCUCUCACUCCCAGUUUUAACGUGGCGAUUAUUUAUAUUUUUGCUGAUUACUUCAGACUCCUGCUGCAGACUAAGCUUUGGGAUAUCUUUUGUGUUGACAUACCCCUACUAAACACCAAGAGAAAAUAAUGGGAUGCAGAGGAAAUCUUAGGGCAUUGGCCGGCAUAUGUAAAUUCAUUCCAAAAAUUAUCCAUACCUCCCCCACGGAAGGGAUUUUUCCUUAGACUGCCCUCCUCUUUGGAAAUUCCAGUCAAGCUUCAUACAUUUACUUAAAAUUUUGGGCCUUUGGGAACCAACCAACAACCAACAACCAACCAACAACCCCUCACCCCCACCAGGAAUUUCCAGUUCUUUCUGUGGGGGGAGUAUGGAUAUUGUCUGGAAUUACACAAUAUCAAAUUUAGUACAAUGUUAUCGCUGACAAAGUGUCCCAGUAUCCUAUCUUACUAAAAAAAGAAAAAAAGUUUACAAGUUCAUUCUUUAAAUUUUCAGGUUCCUCUGGGUGUUCUUCCUAAAAAUGAGAACCUUAACGAUGACAUGAUAGACAUCAUGGAAACAAUACAGGAAAAGUAUGUGCCUAGAUCAGACAAGGAAAAAGGAUUGAAGACAGUCUUCUUUGGGGGGGACCAAUUGACCGAAGAGAGGGCGAGGAAUGUGCAAAUGGCUAGACAAGACGGAAGAACAAAGGAAGAAAGACUUGAGGGACUGUGGCCAAAGAAUGAGGAUUGGCAUGCCAUCAGGAUUGCAUAUGAUGUAAGUUGAUUAAUUGGUGGCUUAUAGUAAAGCUUUUUUUUGGCAAGUUACAUUAAGCAAAUGUCAAUAAAAAGAAAAGGACAAAAUAGAAGAGAUAAUUUGCGAUGUUAGAUUCAUCAUUCUAUACUGAAACUAUAUUUUACUGGGAUGCUGGUUCACAGGGCUUGACAUUCCCAUAAAAACAAUGUGUCUUACAGUACUUCUGUAACAUGAAUCCCUUCCAUUUGCAAACUUCACUAGCUCUAAACUAUUGGACACAUUAAUUUCUUUGCAUAGGGAGGACAAGACCCCAAAAAAUCUAAAUUGCUCUCAUCAUACUCUAACAUGCUCAUCAAUAAAAUGAUAUAUGUCAGAUGUUGUUUAUCCUCUUAUAGUAUCCAUAAAUGUAGGUAUCACAUGGACAUACCAAGGAGAAAAAGUAAAUUGAUUUUCUAUUCGCAAAUUGAUUUAAAACCUCUUUUUCAGACCGUGUUGAAAACACUGAACAAGCCGAACUCUCUUAUGGACUGGGGGACGUAUGCAUCCAAUGCCAUUGUUUCUGGCAAUAAAAAUGGAUUACUUAAUGUCAUGGACAACUAUGACAAAGUAAAGGAGUUUUUUGCAAUUAACUUGGAUGCAUUCAUCACAUCAGCUGCACUAGAGUACUUUGGAAUGGAAAAUGUAAACUCAACACCCACCAUCAACAGUUUUGAACCAUCCUUAAAAUGGGCUAACCAGACAGAAAAGCGUCAGUGGUUACAUAAGCAUGCUGGUCACAUGAUCGACAAAUUUGUGAUGGAUGGUGUAACCGAUCUAAACUCAAUACGAGAAGAAUUUUCUGCUCCUGCACCACCUAAAGUGGAACAUCCUUGCAGGCACCCAGGCUGCAACAGAAAGUUCUUUUACAUGAAGUGUUUGCUAAAGCAUGAAUUAAAUGUUCAUGGACUUGACUUACCCAAUCCAGCCAAUGGACCUGAAAAGCAGUCUGAACACCGAGACCACACAGAAGAGAAGAUAAAGUCAGAUGGCAUAUAUGACUAUGGAUGUUUGACUCUUAGCCUUGGAUUGCUUCUGAGAGAUGCUGAUGAUGCUGUUCGUGAAGGAGACGGGGAAAGAUUAUCUCGUGUAUGGAAAUUCCUCACCUUUUUGUACCGGGCAGGAGGGAACAACAAGUAUGCACUGGCUGGUUUACGACUUACGGCAUCUCAUCUGGCCUUGUUAAGCCCACGUCAGUCUCACAGACUGAAAUGGAACCGCUUUGCUGCGAGAGAGUCAGGGACAGGAAGGAGGCUUUCUCGUGAUCUGCUACUGGAGAACAACAAUCUCAUAGGAAAGGAAGAAAUAAAGGCACUUGGUUUUCCUAACAUUAACAAUCAGAACAUUAUCUCAGCAACAAGAAGCAUUGGUCCAAUUCAGGAGCUGCUGCAAAAAUCAAACAAAGAUCUGGGGUUGUCAAAGAGGAAAACACACCAUGCAAACAAAACAAGACAAGAUGUAUUCAAUCGUGUUCUGCAUCAAGUCCACCAGAAAGCAGCUGUCUUCAAGUACUCUCCUGGGAGGAAAUACAAUUCUUUUCCAAAUGUGCAACCAAUUUUCACAACCAUUGACAGGAAACAGCUCCAUGCUUGGAUCAAACGCAAC